This is a messenger RNA of Hyphopichia burtonii NRRL Y-1933, 789 nucleotides long. RefSeq lists its product as uncharacterized. Gene Ontology annotation, molecular function: heme binding; peroxidase activity. Lineage: Eukaryota; Fungi; Ascomycota; Pichiomycetes; Serinales; Debaryomycetaceae. The annotation marks the transcript as partial. The record is from RefSeq and is a predicted model, not a curated record. The transcript has a single exon. Gene Ontology annotation, biological process: response to reactive oxygen species; hydrogen peroxide catabolic process; cellular response to oxidative stress.
AUUAGGUCAAUAUUACCUCAGCCUAACUAUGACGACGGCAGUUUAGCACCCAUAGUACUCAGGUUGGCAUGGCAUUGUUGUGCAACUUAUGAUGUACAAACCAAAACUGGUGGUUCAAAUGGCGCAACCAUGAGAUUUAUACCAGAAAUUACCGACGAAGGUAACACUGGAUUGGAAAUUGCAAGAAAUGCUCUCGAACCAAUUAAACAAAAUUACCCCCGUAUUAGUUAUUCGGAUUUAUGGACUUUGGCUGGCAAAAUUGCCCUUGAAUCAAUGGGGUGUCCUACCAUACCUUGGAAGUGUGGUAGAGUCGAUUGUCUAACCAGUGAUAAAGUACCUCCAAAUGGUCGAUUACCAUUUGGUGAUAAAGCAGCUUCCCAUAUUAGAUCAACUUUUGGAAGAAUGGGAUUCAACGAUCAGGAAAUGGUGCUUCUCUUAGGGGCUCAUGGCUUGGGUCGCUGCCAUAAAAAAUUUAGUGGGUGGGACGGUAAAUGGACCCAAGAUCCGAUAAAAUUCGAUAAUCAGUUUUAUAAAGUCCUUUUAGAAGAAGAUUGGCAGCUUGGAGUUGUUCCUGAAACUGGUAGGUCCCAAUACUAUAAUGGGGAUAAAUCUCUAAUGAUGCUAAACACCGAUUUGGAGUUAAUUAGAGAUGAACAAUUUGCAAAGUGGGUUAGAGUAUACGCUUAUAACCAAUCACUAUUCUUUAAGGAUUUCUGUAUUGUCUUCGGCAAACUAUUGGAAUUGGGUAUUGAAAGAGAUUCCGGGGAAAAUGUCCUUUUGCCAACAUAA